CCAGUCAUAUGGCAUGGACAAUCACAGUGGUGGUGGUGGGGGUAGCAGCCUGCACCUGUAGGCUCUCGGGGGAGAGGAACGCCUGCUUAUCCUGAAAGUACGUUUGGAAGCAGAAACUAUGAUGCUUUUGGAGGACCAUCAACAGGCAGAGGCCGAGGCCGAGGACAUAUGGGUGAUUUUGGAAGCAUUCAUAGACCUGGAAUUGUUGUUGACUAUCAAAACAAACCCACCAGUGUGACAGUUGCUGCUGCAAGAGGAAUAAAGAGAAAAAUGAUGCAGCCAUUUAAUAAGCCCAGUGGAACCUUUAUCAAGAAACCUAAGCUAGCAAAACCUAUGGAGAAGAUGAGCCUCAGCAAAUCGCCUACAAAAACUGAUCCUAAAAGUGAAGAAGAAGAAAAGAGACGGAUUGAGGCUCGGCGAGAGAAACAAAGGCGCAGAAGAGAAAAAAACAGUGAGAAAUAUGGAGAUGGAUACAGAAUGGCAUUCACAUGCUCGUUUUGCAAAUUUCGAACCUUUGAAGAAAAAGAUAUCGAACUGCAUCUGGAAAGUUCUUCACACCAAGAAACAUUAGAUCAUAUUCAGAAACAAACUAAAUUUGACAAAGUUGUUAUGGAGUUUUUGCAUGAAUGCAUGGUGAAUAAAUUUAAGAAAACAUCUAUUCGUAAACAACAAACAAAUAAUCAAACAGAGGUUGUCAAAAUAAUUGAAAAAGAUGUUAUGGAAGGUGUUACCGCAGAUGACCACAUGAUGAAAGUAGAGACUGUUCACUGCAGUGCUUGCAGUGUGUACAUUCCUGCUUUACAUAGUUCAGUUCAGCAACACUUAAAAUCUCCUGAUCAUAUCAAAGGGAAACAGGCUUAUAAGGAACAAAUAAAAAGAGAGAGUGUCUUGACUGCCACAAGCAUUUUAAAUAAUCCAAUAGUGAAGGCACGAUAUGAACGAUUUGUUAAGGGUGAGAAUCCUUUUGAAAUUCAAGAUCAUUCUCAGGAUCAGCAAAUAGAAGGAGAUGAAGAGGAUGAAGAAAAGAUUGAUGAACCCAUUGAAGAAGAGGAGGAUGAAGARGAAGAAGAAGCAGAAGAAGUGGGGGAAGCAGAGGAAGUGGAAGAAGUAGAGGAUGUGGGAGAAGUUGGAGGAAUAGAGGGAAUUGCCCACGGAGCCAGUGGCAUGAGGUCUCUUGUUUCUAGUGCUUUGCUCGCUGUGUCAGGUGAUGUGAUGUCAUUGCUGACCCGAGUGGUAGGUCUUAAUGUUGUCCUUCAGUGUGCCAGAGCCAUGCUGGGCCCCAUGCAGGGAUGA
This is a messenger RNA of Urocitellus parryii (Arctic ground squirrel), 1293 nucleotides long. NCBI's taxonomy places the organism in Eukaryota, Metazoa, Chordata, Mammalia, Rodentia, Sciuridae. The record is from RefSeq and is a predicted model, not a curated record.